Molecule: messenger RNA, 396 nt
Organism: Cylicostephanus goldi
Lineage: Eukaryota; Metazoa; Nematoda; Chromadorea; Rhabditida; Strongylidae
Source: the annotation of a GenBank genome assembly
AUCGAACUAGGAUUACCGGUGCAUUUGGACGUUUUGGAUAUCACUACAGAGAAUAUUCGUACAGUAUUAAGUGUAGCAAGACAAGCCCUAGGUGGAGUAUUAAAUGUAGCAAGGCAAGCCCUAGGUGGAGAUGUAUUUCGACUGAAACCAUUGAUGGAAGCGUUGCCAAAGGACUACAUAGAUUACAAUCGGUUAAAGCUAAUAAGAGCAAUAUUGAUAUGGGAAUACGAUUCAGGCAGUGAGAUGGAAGAAACGAAUGAAAGUGCUUCAGUGACUAGUGUAAGCAAUGAAGCAUCAGCGCAAGAUGACUCCUCUCAGACAGCCAAGAUUCCUUCAUGGAUGGUGAAUGCGGUACCAGCACCGCAGCCGAAGAAGAAAAAGAAGCUUCUUUUGUAA